AUGUUAGAUGAACUAUAUAAAGCAAAAGAUGAAGUCAUUGAAUCCAAAGACAAAAGCAUACAGAAAAGAAUACCACGUUCAGUACCAAAAGGAAAGGAAAAGAGUUAUAGGUAUAUGAUAUAUACUGAAGAAUUGGAGAAAGAAGAAGAUAAAGAUAUGGUUAUGUUGCAUUUAGUCAGAAGAAACAACAAGAGCUUUUAUGACUUAGCUAAAAUAUAUAAAUCUGACAGAAACUGGUUCUAUCGUGAAAACUUACCGAUUUCAAUGACACCGAAUGAGCAAAUAAAGGAAAUUGUCAAAAAUACUCUUCCUCAAACACACUAUGACAUCAAAGGUUGCACAAUACUUACAUUCAAAGAAGACUUAACAUUACUGAAGGAAAAAAUAACAGAAUAUUUCGAUAACUUCAAAGAGGAAGAAUGA
Molecule: messenger RNA, 423 nt
Organism: Trichomonas vaginalis G3
Lineage: Eukaryota; Parabasalia; Trichomonadida; Trichomonadidae
Exons: 1
Coding region: 1-423 (140 amino acids)
Source: RefSeq, a predicted model, not a curated record